GCCCUGCCCCGCCGGCCUGUCAGGCUCCUGCUUUCAUUGAAAAGUCACGGCUUUGCACAGAAGUUUAGGAAAUACUUUCCCUUUGCAUCGUUAGACAUGGAAGUAAUGAAACCUUUAAUUGAUGAACAAAAUUCAGAUGACAUCUCGGAUGAAGAGCAUGAAAACAAUUUCCUGCCAGUCGAGAAGCAAUACCAGCUUGAUAAUGAAGAAGGCAUUACGUUUAUACAAACACUUACUCACCUCCUCAAGGGAAACAUUGGAACUGGGCUUCUUGGUCUCCCACUUGCAAUUAAAAAUGCUGGCAUUGUGAUUGGACCAAUCAGCCUUGUGUUCAUAGGAGUUAUAUCUGUUCACUGUAUGCACAUCUUGGUACGUUGCAGCCACUCUCUAUGUCAGAGGAUGAAAAAAUCCUCACUGGGGUAUAGUGAUACAGUUAGUUAUGCCAUGGAAGUGGGGCCCCUGACUGCUCUUCAUAAACGAGCUUCUUGGGGACGGUGCAUUGUGGACUUUUUCCUAGUGAUAACACAGCUGGGAUUUUGUAGUGUUUAUGUUGUGUUCUUGGCAGAAAAUGUGAAACAAGUCCAUGAAGGAUUCUUGGAAGACAAAACUGCUCCCAUAAAUGUCAGUGCUGCCAGCAGUUCUUCUGAGAAAAGAAGUACUGAUUUACGAAUAUACAUGCUGUGUUUCCUGCCAUUCUUGAUCCUCCUAGUCUUUAUUCGUGACCUUAAGAGCCUCUCCUUGCUUUCAUUACUUGCCAAUCUGUCAAUGGCUGUCAGCCUGGUGAUCAUUUACCAGUAUAUUGUUAGAGAUAUCAUAGAUCCUCGAAAACUGUCUCCUGUGGUUGGCUGGAAGAAGUACCCACUGUUUUUUGGGACUGCAAUAUUUGCUUUUGAAGGAAUUGGUGUGGUACUUCCGUUGGAAAACAGAAUGAAGGACACCACGCGUUUCCCACAGGCACUGAACAUUGGCAUGGGAAUAGUCAUGACACUGUAUAUCUCACUGGCCACUCUGGGGUAUCUGCGCUUUGGGGAUGAAAUCAAAGGCAGCAUAACUUUAAACCUGCCACAACAUAUAUGGUUGUAUCAGUCUGUAAAAAUUCUGUACUCCUUUGGGAUUUUUGUGACCUAUUCAAUUCAGUACUACGUCCCUGCGGAGAUUCUCAUUCCGGCUGUCACCUCCAGAGUGGAGCAGAAGUGGAAGUUGCUCAGUGAGCUUGUGGCGAGAGCACUAUUAGUCUGCUCAACCUGUGCUGUAGCAAUUUUGAUCCCUCGCCUGGACCUGGUGAUUUCUUUUGUAGGAGCCGUCAGCAGCAGCACGCUGGCACUGAUUCUGCCACCUCUGGUUGAAAUCCUCACUUUCUACAAGGAAAACUUAAGUUUAUGGACGGUUUUUAAAGAUGUUUUUAUAGCUGUCAUUGGAGUUGUUGGAUUUUUAACAGGGACAUAUGUGACAGUUGAAGAAAUAAUUUCUCCUGCAUCCACAGUUCUAGCUAACGCAACGGAGAGCAUCUCUGCAGAUUUAAAUGCUACAAACUUGGUGGUUGGUUUAAAGUAAUAACCAGGCACUGUGAACUAUUUUGUUCCUUAACAAGAAGAUGGAUGGCAGACCUAUGUGUGCGACAAAUUCUAAUGGAUUUUAAAUGAAUUUUUGAAAAAUAGCAUGCAGCCCUUUCUCACUCUGUUGUUGGUUCUUUCCUUCAUUUCUUCCCAUCCACUACCUGAAUUUUAACCCCUUUGCUCUCAGCCUCUGCUCAUCUAGUGAAAAACUGAAUUGAUGUCAGGAUUUAAAAUAUACACAUGAAUAUAGGAAGGAAAUAUUAUUUUAGGUUAUUUGUAAGAAAAAAGUAAUAAUUUUUAUAAAGAAGUCAAGAUUCCUUCCUCCUCAGAAAAGGUGGAAGUCAGUCCUUUCACCAUAUCCAGGCAGCAAGUCUAGGCACUACUGUUUUCACUCCAGCACUGUUGUAAGGGUUGGAGUGGGAGCUCAGUGAUACGUACACCUCCUCUUGGCUGUCUCUGACGGUGUGAAUCGCACCCCAGUGAACCAGAGACACUUCAGUUUUAAAAAAGAGCAGCUCUGGUUUUCAUUUCCAUAGUGAAGACCUAGAUGUUUGCCAUGGAUAAGUUUUUGGGUAAUUGCACUUUCCUGGCUCUGGUUCCUGGGAGUCAGUGUGCCUGGAAUCAGAAUGCACUGUGCAGAAUGAUUGUGACUCUUGUUUGGUCUUGGCUCCAAGGGGAGUUUUUCAAGCAUUUGGAAGGACCAAGCCCUCCCUGGUUGGUACAGCAGACCACUGCUGGUGGGGCGUUACAUGACAGGAAGCAUAAAGGCAUUUUUUCAUGCUGACCACCUUAACAUUUAAGAUGAAGAAUGUACAAGACUAUAAGGUAAAGUUUAAAAGUGAAGGCCAGACCUUUUAUUAGGCCAAAAGGUAGCUAGUUGGGAGUAUUCCUGCCAUUUUACAUGAUCUGUUACUAUAUGUUCCUGUAACAUGAGCUGUUCAGAAUGGCUGGAUCCCUGUUCCAGGGAAAUGGCAACUGUGAUGCUCAGUAGAGCCAUGGAAGUCUGACUGUCCAGAGCAACUUAAAGAUUCACGAUGUUAAUUUCUGCGUGCGAAAGGAAAGGAUGAGACACUACUUUCUAGAAUGGAGCUUGUGACGUACUUUCAGAUGUAUAAGCUGUGGGUGAAUUGUGGAAGAACUUGUGAUUCCACAGGACUGUGAGCUGAGGGGUGCACCAAGGAUGUCUAUUUUAAAGCCCUUCCAUGCUCAAGCACACCGCUUGCCUGCAGGUUGUCCGAAUAACUGACUCAAGACUUGCUUUCAACUACUGGUACUUUGAAGAGAGGUACAGUUCAUGAGAGAUGUGAGGUAUAUGUGUGAAGAUACGAUACUUUUUUUUAGAAAGUAAUUAUAUAUCCAUUUUGGAUUUUGAAUGAAAAGUUACAGGAUUAUGUUUAUCAGAGCAAUAUUACUUUCAUGAUGCUAAAACAUUCAACACCGCAAAUGAUAAGCAGUUUAUUUUUGUACAUUUUGGUAACUGAUGUCCUGACCCAUUUUUUACACUAUUUCUUUAUCCUUGAUUUCAACUGUACAAAUGUAUGAAAUACUGUAUUUUUUUUUUACCUAUUUCUAGAAGUCUGUAGACUGCCUAUCUAUAUUUCUAUUGGAACAUAUAAUAAUUAUUUUUGCAUUCUUCUGUUCUGCCUUAAAUAGGAUCUAACAUGCCCUUUACUGAUUUUUGUUUCUUUUAUCUAUUUUGGAAGAAAAAAAGAACAAGUUGGUAAUCGGGUAGAAAUUAGUUUUGUUCAGUAACCUGCAUGCUGAGUCCUGAACCAGAAUCCUGAUUUUCAGGGUUCUUAUUUGACUUUCUGGCUCACACUUCAUAGAUGACUUUCAUUCCAAAUGCUAAAAGUAUAUUUUUGGUCUUGUUUUCUAAAAACACUCUAUAUUUUUUACAAUAAUAGAACUGUAUCUAUCAUACUCAUUCUUGUUAUGAAGAAACUCCUUUUUCUAAGGAAUAUUUUUAAUUAUAACAUUCCCCCAAGAAAUAUGGUAUGCCAAACCCUCUCUACUGUAUUCAUACAAAUUUAGAAAGUUUUGUAAUAUUUUGCUUGCCUUCAGUAUAUUCCUCAUAAAUCUACCAUUUGGCAUUACAGUGCUAGAGUAAUAUACUGCUAGAUAUAUCUAUAUUUAUAUUUUCUCUUCAGAAUAUUUCCCAUGUCAUCUACCAUGCGGUGACUGUAUUUGAGCACUUUUCACCUCCAUGUUGAUGAGGGCAUUUCUGAUGGGGAUUUGUUAUAGCAUGUAGUUCAAAUGUUAAAGCAAUAGUUCUGAGUAAUGUUCUUAUGUUCAUUUUAGCAUGGACAAAGUUAAAUACUUGGCAGGCACUUUAAAGGGAUGAGUCUUUGCAGGUUUGAUUCUAUAGAAUGAACCUUUUGUAUCAAAGUUCCACAGAGGAGCAAACACGGGUAGUUAGCAGAGAGGUAAAAGGUAACUUCAGCUUUUUGUCUUAGAGGUUUUUUUGGUCUUUAAGCUGUUUCAAAAGACAUUGGAUCUAAGUGUUUCUGUUUCAUAAAUAAAUCUGUUGUUUACCUAAGGCAUACAAGACACACUGAUAGAAUAUAUUUCUGUGCAGCAUAUUUUACUUGACAUUAACUACUUCUACAUGGAACAUUUUUAGUAGGACUGAUAGGAUUUAAAUGGAAAUUAUUUUUCCUGUUAGUUUUGCAUCUUUCUACCCAUGUGUGUUUGGAGAAUAAAGGACUGUCAAGUCCAUUCCUAUCAUUUGUUCUGUAUCAGUUGUGUCCUAGUGAGCAGCUCUGAGAAGGUGCUUCUGCCAGGGUGCAGAAGAACUUGACCAGUUCAGAGUUUGGUGGUGAUUUUUGGCUGGUGCAAGGAAAUACUGAUAUGGUACUAUCAAUGAAGAUUUGAUGAGCUGGAUACCUAAAACCUAAAUUGAUGGCUUUGGUACUCAGGUGAAUGCAGCAUAUCUUUCUGAAAGUCAGGCAACUUGUUUAGAAGCUCAGUAGUUUGAGGAGUCUAAUCUCAGCCAUCAAACUUUGCAUAACCUGGCCCAAAUACAGACCCUUACACAUCUUACUGCCGUGUCUGACUGGGGAGCAGCCUGUCAAGGAGCAGAUUUUCAUACCCACGUGUUGCCAGUGACUGGCCAGCUAUGAAGUAAUGUGUUUAUGCAGUGGGUCAGUGUUGCCAUGUCUAACAAUGUUGUAUCUUUUGAAUCUUUAAAAUGUUUGUUAAUAUAUUUUGCACAAUGUCAAUUUUCUCCUACAGUGUAGGAUUUUUGUUAUUUUAACACUCGUACAGUGCAUUUGCAUGGCCUGCUCUUUCAAAUAGAAAGAGUCAGGAAUCAGAGCAUCUUGCUUUGGAUAAGAGUAAAAUGUAAUGUAACAAAAACUACUAAAUCUGAAUAGUAAGAGUGUUCCUGUGAAGCAUUGCCAAAGAUUUAAGAGACAGGAAAUUCUGACAGAAAACUCCUCUGAAUAAUAAGAGUGUUCAUUGAGCUUUUAAAGUACUGUAAUAUAAAUUGCAAGUUAAGAUGCAGGGAGUGAAUCUGAGUGAUUUAAUAGGUAUGGUUUACAUUAAUAUAUAUUUAAGAUAGAAAUGUACUUUAACACAAGCUAAAUUAAACUGGAAAAUAUAUGUGAUUGGCUUAUAUUCCUGGCAAGGAACAGAAAGCUAUUGUAUUUAUAUACUGUACAUGCAUUUAUAUUUUACAAUAUAAUAUUGUUAACAGUUUUAGUGUAAUUUAAUCAUUAGCUGCACUAUAAGUAACUGGAUCAUUUUCUUGUCUGUAACUGUUCACCCUCAAGUACUGGGCAAGUAAGAGGAUGGGUUUGCCUAAUGUUCUGUAACUUAAGUCUUCUGUAUCAAUAAAGGCUACAAUAAUAUUACCUUGCUAA
Molecule: messenger RNA, 5416 nt
Organism: Tyto alba (common barn owl)
Lineage: Eukaryota; Metazoa; Chordata; Aves; Strigiformes; Tytonidae
Gene: SLC36A4
Product: solute carrier family 36 member 4
Exons: 11
Coding region: 97-1554 (485 amino acids)
Biological process (GO): amino acid transmembrane transport; L-alanine transport
Cellular component (GO): vacuolar membrane
Molecular function (GO): L-alanine transmembrane transporter activity; L-proline transmembrane transporter activity
Source: RefSeq, a predicted model, not a curated record